This is a messenger RNA of Annulohypoxylon maeteangense, 2555 nucleotides long. RefSeq lists its product as uncharacterized. NCBI's taxonomy places the organism in Eukaryota, Fungi, Ascomycota, Sordariomycetes, Xylariales, Hypoxylaceae. The transcript has 4 exons. The record is from RefSeq and is a predicted model, not a curated record. Gene Ontology annotation, biological process: negative regulation of rDNA heterochromatin formation; negative regulation of silent mating-type cassette heterochromatin formation. Gene Ontology annotation, cellular component: Rpd3L-Expanded complex; Rpd3L complex. Bases 291 to 2138 code for a protein of 615 amino acids.
CUGACCUCGCGUAGCCAGAGUUCUCCUCACGAAGCUCCUUUGCGGUCGCCUAGCACUCGUCUCUGGUCUUCUCAUCCUCAUCCAACCACCUCCGCUUCCCCUACUCUUUGUCGCGACCAAUCACUUACAGCCUGCUCUAAUCUCUAUUCAGAAUUAAGAGAUUAUUUCCCAAUUACAUCCUCUACUUAAGAUCGCCCUCGCGUUUAUCCACUCUUCCUUCAACAAAACCCCUCCUCGGUCUCAUUUCGACUAGUCGCCUACGCAUACGCCUACGUCUACGCUACAAAGCGAUGGCCGGUGCUUCUCCGACUAGACGCUCUUCUCGCGCGCGAACUACUCAAUCUCAAUCGAACAAUUCCUCAAGUGCGUCUAGUGCAUCUGGCCGUGCCGAACGAAGCACAAGAGCGUUUACCAAGACCGGCUCUCCUCAAAAGUCUACCGGCAGUGGGUCUCUCUCUUCAGAACCACCCGAGGAUUCCACUACGACAACAACAACCAACGACGAUACCCUCCUACGCCGACGAAGCACGCGCGGCAAAGACGACGAUCGCGAAAAACAUUCCAAGAUAGAAUUACUCGACAUGGCACCUGUUGGCGACGAGAUCCAAGAGGAGGAUGAGGCCGUCCGCUGCAUCUGUGGCCACGACGAGUAUCCGGGGCCACCUCCCUUUGACGAAGACUCGAAGCAUACCAUAAAAGAUGCAAUUGAUCAUGAAAGAAUAUUCGCCAUCGAGGUUACAGACGACAUGGCCGGCUUUUUCGUACAAUGCGAGUUUUGCAAUACAUGGCAACACGGCGCCUGCGUGGGCUUUACGGAAGAGUCCAAUCCUGAAGAUGUUCAGUAUUUUUGCGAAAAGUGCAGAAAGGACCUACAUAAAAUAUUUACAGCGAGCAAUGGACAAAAAUAUUCCAUAUUUCUCCCUAUCCACCGAUCCUCGCGAGCCGCUUCGCGAGCCGCUUCUACGGCUAAGGAUGGUGCGCAGUCUCCUAAGGGUACUUCUACCAAAAACUCACGUUCUUCAGCCGCCGCGCAUACCUCCAAGAGACGCUCUACCAUGAACAGCCGGGAUGCUGCUUAUGACGAAGAGGAACAGUUGCGACGGGCAAUUGAAGCAAGUAAAGAAGACGCAAUUCCCGAAACCGCAGAGCCUCCAGUAAGGCGCCCGAAACGAGGCAGAGAUGACAGCGAGGAGAAGGUUGAGGGUAUCAAGCGACAACGAACAAAUUCUAAAUCUCCCUCCCCAAAAACUGAAAGGCCUCAAUCCAUCCCCCCAGAAGAAUCUGAAGAUGAGUCGGCUAUCCGAAACGGCUCAUCUAAGAAAUCCCGGAAUGCAGCUCGUAAUCAGCGCGAGAAAGCUGAGAGGGAUGAAAGGCGUGAAGAACAAGAACGAAAACGGGCCGAAGCCGCCAACAAAAGAAAAGGUCGUGCUGAACGUCGCCGAGCUGAUGACUCUGACCCCUCGGAAGAAAUUCCUUUAUCAGUCCGCACGGCAGCAAAUAGAACCACAGAGUCGGCGCAGCCCCCAGAACCCCCGGUAUCAUCGCAGCCUGUUCCAGACACACCUCCCGCCGCUCCAGUUCCCACACACUCACACAAGAAAAAAGCAACCAACCAAAAAAAGAAAGGCAGAAAUCAGUAUACAAAGGACCGUGAUAAUCGUGACCAUGAUGAAUCGCCGGCGAGAUCAGUGUCUCGCGAUAUCACGAGAAACAUUGAGGAAAACGGAACGUCACACAUCAAAUCAGGCCAGGAGACCACCGGCAAACAGAGCAAGUCUAAAGGUGGCAUGAGUUCCAGGAUCACCAUGACAGAUAUGAAAAGACGGGCCAAUAACAUCCUAGAAUACAUCACUAGGACACAGGUCGAGUUGGCAAGCGAACCAUUAUCAGAUCCAGUGAAAAGUUCUCAUCCCAAUAAUAGCAAUAAUGGAUCUGUCAAUGGAGUCCCUUUAAUUAAAGUUAACGGCGACGACAACAAGAAGGGGGGAAACACCAAUACAAGCAUCAACGGGUCAACAAGCAACGGAACUAACAACGACACCCUGCCGCUAAAGGAAUUCAAGGAAAUGUCUUGCAUUGAAAUGAUGGACAUCUUGACCCGGGAUUUAGUAAAGUGGCAGCAGGAGUUUGUGCCUUGACAAAACCUUGUCACAGCUAUAUCAAAAGAUCUACCUGGCGUUCCAAGGUUGGCUUCCUAUACCAGGCUUACAUCUGCAUUCGGCGUUACCCCCGCAGUUGACGGAUCAAGAGGCGUGUUUUUUCAUUCUUUCUUUCUUCGAUGACAAAAGUUCAUUAUGGUUUCAAGUGUAGAAUUGGCUGUGCUAACGAAAAAUCAAGUGAAUUGAUUGGGGGAGUUAUUGGACUUUAAGGGGCGCAGAUACUCCGGUGUCUGGAAAAGGAUGCCUGGGUCGUUCUUGGAGUGUGUUCUGAUUUAUGUUAUUUACUGGUGUGGCGCUGUAACUACCAUAUACCCCGAUAUCUAUAUCACCUAGCACAUCGCCAGUGUAAAUAUUAGGUACACGCAUAAUGUACAAUGUCAAUAUCUUUUAUCAAUG